Messenger RNA from Closterium sp. NIES-65, 1698 nucleotides. Lineage: Eukaryota; Viridiplantae; Streptophyta; Zygnematophyceae; Desmidiales; Closteriaceae. The record is from the annotation of a GenBank genome assembly.
AUGGUGGUAGCGGCUGUGCAGGCAAUCCCGAUGGCGGUGCUGCUCAAUUUUUGUUGCUCCCACCACCUGACGGGGACAAAGGAGGUCUUCGUUGACAUGGCGAGUGGCGGUGUGAAGCACGCGUGCGGAUUCAAUGGGGUGUUGCAGUCCAUCGAGGGUCGCGGAACCGUUGCUCUGCAAGGGGAGGCCGGGCAGCGAAUCCUCAUCCCUGACAUGCUCUACGUUCCGGGCGUGUGGGCGAACUUGCUGUCAGCGGGCCAGCUGAAUGACAUGGGCGUAAAGCUGCAGGGUGACGGCGACAAGAUGCUGCUCAUCGCCACAACCUGGGAGGUGCUCGGUCGAGCCCGCUACAUCGGCCGCGUUUUCUGCACCGACCUCAGUCAUUGCUCGACAAUGUCGCUGUCAAAGUCGACCAAGGUGGUGGCUCUACGGACGAUUGCUUCAGCGACGAAGUCGACCCCCGACCGGUGGCAGGCGAGGCUCGCUCACGUUGGCGUUGACUCGAUCCAAAGCUCGGCAAAGCAUGACAUCGCCACUGGAGUCGACAUCAAGCCGUCGACCAGACCUAACCUGCCGUGUGUCUCGUGCGUUGGAGGGAAGCUAGCGCGGCACACCUUCCCUGACGAAGGCUCGGACGCCGAGGAGGCUUUAGCUGUCGUGCACAGUGACUUGUGCAGGCCAAUCCGGUGGCAUCGACGGCGGCCGACGAGAUGCCAAGCUCAUCGAGCCGUCUACGACAGAGAAGCAGGAGACAGAGGAGCUGGUGCAGAUAAGGCAGCGGCAGAGGUUCAGUCGACAGUGGAGCAGCAGACGGGGGAGUCGACAGGGAAGAUGUUGGCGAAAGAGAAGUUAGUAGAUGGGCCGACGAGAGGGGAGCAGCUGGGCGACAGGCCAACGCUGGUCGACGACGACGAGAAUGUCGACGAUGAAGGGGAGAUGUUGGCAGGAGAGGAGUCCACCGACAGCGAUGUGGUGGAGGUGCCGAUUGAGGAACCUAAGCUGCGAUGCUCAGGUCGAACUCAGAAGCCAUCGAAGCAGCUGAUCUUCAACACCUGCUUGCCACCAGCUGCCUUCACUACGCUGCUCAACGACGCCGAGGCCGACGUUGAUUUGCCGGAGCUCGAUCCCGACAUGCAUGCUGACCCCGAGCAUCGCUAUGACAUUGCGACGAUGACGGUGAAGGAGGCGUUGGCGAGCUGGAAGGGCGAGGCGGUGAAGGCCGCCAUGGACGAGGAGAUUCGUAGCCUCAUCAACAAUGGCACGUGGGAGCUGGUCAAACGCCCGCUCGGGGUAAACAUCAUGAAGAACCUGUGGGUGCUGAUGACCGUCGAGCGUGAGAAGGCAAGGUUGGACGUGAAGACCUUAACGAAUGUGUUUGGUGCCGACUACGACGAGACGUACUCGCCCGUGAGCACCUACGUCAAACUGAGGAUCUUCCUCAGCAUCAUCGCCGUCCUCGAUCUCAACCUGAUGCAGCUCGACAUGAAGAAUGCGUUCCUCAAGAGCAAGCUCGACCAGGUGCUGUACAUGUAUCAGCCAGACUACUACAACGGCGGGACCGGCCGGGCCGGCAAGGAAGCUGUUGCUGCACCAGCAGGGCUACAGUACAUCAACAAGGAGCAGACCGGGCACAUCCUGAAGACGCCGGUCUCUGUCGACGCCUACGCUGAGCUGACGUUCGACAACGAGGAGACCUAG